GUUAUUUAACAGAAGUCAAAUAUCAUCGAAACAUUUUAAUCAGUAAAAAGUAACGUUUAGACAUACGCUUACACUGUUCUAAAUAGGGGCAUCAACGAUACAAAGUAUUUUGAAAUUAGAAAGAAUAACAUAAUUUCAUAUGAUUUAUGGGAAUAUAAUUCUUCAAUCUGAUCAAAUUAUUGUAGUUAAAAAUAUCAUUAUCAUGAAUAAACAGAUUACUAUGUUUUAUUUCAAUAUCAUCUUAAAACAUGUGACGUAAAAUGAAAGAGGCAAAGGAAAUAUAAUGCAAGUCAUAGAUCUUAGCAUGUUUUCAUCUUGCAAUACAAGAUAGGAGCUUUUGGAACUGAUCAUCCAGCUAUCAUAUUCCCACUCUCUACUUUGUACAAAUUCUUAUUUAUCUCUUUGCAGCUCAUUUUUCGGUUUGUAUGACUGUUGAUACCUCAGGUAUAUUUUGUAAGAUUUUAGAUCCGGCCGUGUAGAUUGAGCUGGGAGAAUCGAUUCAGGCAUUCAUUUAUUUUACACAGAUCUAUGGAUCGCGGCGCCUUGAUUUCGAUCCCCGGCCGCGAAAUAUGAUCUCUGUGACGAUUUGAUAUGGUAUCCGAAAUCAUUCGUCCUCCACGUCUGAUUAAUGUUGAGAAGUUUGCAAUUACUUGCUGAGAACAGGUUUGUACUGCUACAGAAUCCAGGUUAGUUACUUAACUGAAAUACUGUUGAAAAACGGCGUUAAACUCAAAACAAACAAAAUACGUCUACCUCUUUAUUUCAGAAAAGCGAUAAACAACGGUUGAUGCGCGGACCGGUAAAAGAGUAUUAUGAGGUAAAUUAUGACGACCUCCGGUUCUAUACUACUCAGAUAAAUGAAGUCCAUCAUAUUUUUAUAUACAAAUAUCUGAUAACAUAGGAAUAUGUAAGGAUGAAAACAAUCAAGGCCUUCUUGUAGGUUGUCGUCUAAUUUACCACGGUUAAUUGUUCAGCUGCUUAGAUAUUAAUAAAAUCUGGAAAGUAGAUUAAAACUCUCGGCCGUCACUACUCGGGCUGACGCUCUCGUUGUUAAAAUCAGCACACCUGAGCUCUGAGCCUUGAAAAUUCAGACGACACACCACUGAAGGCCUUGAUUAUAUCACUGCUAGAUCACUUACCUCACGUCUAAAACCGACUUCUUUACUAACAACGCACAACUAAGCGGUACCACACCCUGUGGGUUGUGAGUAAUGAAAUCCAAGCUUAGUUUCUACUGAAAAGAAAUCAACCUCGUGUAAGAGCCUUAGAUUCUCCUGUAGUGCACUCAAACAUGAUCUGUUUCGACGCUCACUCAUUGAAUCUCCUUUUUGUACCUGUAGUUCAGUGAAGACAGUAAGUCACUUUUUAACAUCCUGUCCUUAUUACACACAGCAAAGACACAACAUCUUGACUCAUCUUCCUUGUCCAUUAAAAGCUGAGACCGUUCUGUUUUGUAACGAAUACCUAACUUUUGAGCAAAAUAAACAUAUAAUACUAAAAACCUAGAAAUACAUCGAUGCGACAGGUCGUUUUGACUCUGAUUAAGUUGGCGAUUGGAUUAGGUCAAGAAGAGCUGAACCUUUUUUCUUUUGUUUUUUCUUCUUAUUUUCUUUUUUCCUCUCUCCAACCCGCUCCUGUGUAUUAUUUCACACAUUUUCAUAUUCUUACUUACAUACUUUUUUGUAUUAUCUGUUCAUACAUAUGUUUCUUUUGAUUUCAUUUUUGUUGUUCACUUGUAUAUUUAAUCUGCCAUAACAAACAGUUUAAUAUGUAUAGUAACUAUAGGAGACGGACACGAUAAGUUACACUGUAACUUUUUUCCUAAUCCUUAUUUUAUCUGUAGAAAUGUUGUAUCAUGUUAUGCAUAUUUGAAUAAAAAUACUGUUUAAACUAACCUCGUGUCAGAUUUUAUCAUCUUCGAAAUAUGAGAGUGGUAAAUCAGCUUUAUAUAUGUGCCACCCUAAAGUUUAGAUUAGGGUCUGACAAUUGCCAAGCGCAGUUAAGAUUAAGGCCAAAACACUGUGCCUUUCUAAUCGUAAAGAACACAUUAAAGUGACAAAAUGCAAAAUUAAAAAAGGGCCUGUUUCAUGUACCUGUCCCAUAACUAAUCAGAUGUAUAAAUCGGGAAGACGGUAAUUCUUUAUUUUGAUAAUCUCAUAAUUCAUCGAAUGACUCGCUUUUAACAUCUUUACCUGAGGUGUUUUAUGAAUAUAUUUAUUUAAUAGCUUAAUCGUUGAAGCGUUUCUUUGGACGAGGGUUCUUUGGUAGGAUUAAACGAAGUUUUACUUCCUAGUAGUGACGAAUGAAACUUUACGUAUAUACGACAUGAGGCAUGGAAAAUUUGAACAUUAUCAGAUAUUGGAUUAUAUCUUUUUUAGUUUUCUACGAGUUCAAAGUGUUGCUGUGUCUGGACUGUGAUUUUGACAAUGAUUUUUGUGAUUGGAACAAUGACGAAACCUGCAACGUUACAUGGACCAGACAACAUGGAAACACUCCGUCUGCUUACACUGGACCUGAAUCAGAUCAUACAACCGGAAAUGGUCAUUAUAUCUACAUAGAAGCAAGUGACACGCGAGAAUAUGAAGAAAAGGCCAGGCUAAUCAGUCCCAUGGAAGAAUCCGGUCCCUUUUGCCUUAUGUUCUGGUAUAGUAUGUAUGGACAACACAUUGGUAGUUUGCAUGUUUAUAUGAGGACAAACACGAGUGUUGAUAUACCGCUUUUCACCAAGAAUCAUAGCAUGAGUACAAACAAGUGGAUAAAAGCGGUCAUCAGCAAAAUUGCACCCGUUGAUUAUCAGGUUAUCCUAGAAGGUGUAGUAGGCAAAGGUGUUAAGGGUGAUAUUGCCGUCGAUGAUAUUUCUUUGACUAAAGAAAUGUGUUCUGCAGAGUGUGCUUUUGAAAUCGGAUUCUGUAAUUGGGACCAAGAUAGAAAUGACAAUUUUGACUGGACGAGACAGUCCGGAAAAACGCAAACACCUAACACCGGACCACUAGCAGAUCAUACAUCUGGAAGUAACCAAAAGAAUGAUACGAAAAGUAUGGACUGGAGAGACUCUGAAAUAAGCUUUCAGUCUGCUUUUGAAUAUCAGAUCAUUAUUGAGGGCGUUUCCGGAAAUGGCUACCAAGGUGACAUUGCAAUCGAUGAUGUUUUAUUGAAAGCUGAACUGUGCCAUACCAACACAGCAAUUAGAAUUGUGACACUAUCAUCAUGUCAACCACAGACACCUAAUAGAAAUUUUACAUUAGAAACAACGGCAAAGACAGGGGAAGCAAGACUAUCUACAAUGAUUUAUUCAACUACCAGUCCAACGAAUGAAACAACGAUUGGAACAAACAAAACUAUAACUACGUUUGUAAUGCCUACGGCAUUGCCAGGAAGAAACCCAUCAUCAACGCUAACACGUAAAAUAAGUUCACCAACAAUAAGACACAGUUCAACUAUAAAGUCAACGAGUGAGACAGGGCACUUAAAUAAUGCAACAUUGAUUGACGAUUCAAACUUUACGCAAAGUUGGAAAACGGACUCCGGUUUAACUACUGAGUCAGUACUUACUGCGGAACACUCUGAUACAACGACCGAAAUUUUAAACACAAAACUGCUAUGGAAUUCGAGCUCGAGUUCAACUGUUAAAACAAUAACUGUGGCGGACCACUCCAAUACAACGACGACAUUGCUAUGGAAAUCAAAGUCGAGUUCAACUGUUAAGCCAAUAACUGAGAUGGGCCUCACUGAUAAAACGACCGAACUCUUCAACACCACAUCGGUAUUGAAUACAAACUCGAGUUCAACUGUUAAGCCAAUAACUAAGAUGGGCCACUCCGAUAAAACGACCGAAAUCUUCAACAUCACAUCGAUAUUGAAUACAAACUCAGGUUCAACUAUUAACCCAACAACUAAGGCGGAGUACUCAGAUACAGCCGAUAAGAUAAACACCACACAAGUAUGGAAUACAGACACUAGUUCAAGUGCUAAGCCAGUAACUGAGACGGAAUACUUCGAUUUAACGACGGCAGACUACAAUACAAACUCGGGUUCAACUGUUAAGCCAGUAACUGAAGCGGAAUAUUUCAAUACUACGAAGAAUAUUUAUUUGAACACCACACAUUCAUUGAAUACAAAUUCGGAUGCAACUGUAACAUCAAUACGAGAGGCGGACAAUGCCAGUAUAACGACCGAAAUGCCAAAUACCACACAAGAACGGACCAAAGAAUCAGAAAUGAAGAAGAGCUCACAUAGAGAAGUCUACAUUCCAAUAAUAACUACCAUCAUCAUUUUGGCUAUUCUGUUAACUCUGUGCAUUUUGAUACGGAGAUGGAGAAGGCAAAAAGAAAGUAUCAGUGAUGAUGACUUACCUGUCCAACUACGCUACCACACGAAAUGA
Messenger RNA from Mercenaria mercenaria, 4381 nucleotides. Its product is annotated as MAM and LDL-receptor class A domain-containing protein 1-like. The transcript is spliced from 10 exons. Bases 2333 to 4381 code for a protein of 682 amino acids. The record is from RefSeq and is a predicted model, not a curated record. Gene Ontology annotation, cellular component: membrane. Lineage: Eukaryota; Metazoa; Mollusca; Bivalvia; Venerida; Veneridae.